AUGGAGAGCUGCGAUCCAUCAGCUCAGACCUACGAGGACUCUUCAGACCCAAGCGAAAGCAGCCACUUUGACUCUAACCUGAUCAGCUACAGUUCAAGUGACCCGAAAUCGUUGACCGGUUUGAACUUGUCAGUCUGUCGGAAGGUUAAUCCAGGUGUCAGGGUCCUCGAGAAGGAACCUGCUGAUCAUCCGAAUCCUAGACCAGUUGAUCUCCAGCCUAGAACCAUACAAAGUCAUGGUCCUGGUCAUCAACACCACCAACACCAUCCACCCCACCAUCAAUUCGACCACUUUGGCCGCGACCUGUCGCUGUUGAAGCCCAAGAACUUCCAGUUUGAGCGGGCUCACGUGCUAAGUGAUCAUCCGGACCUGGACAAGGAGUACGGAACCACCAGGACCAGGAGACAGAAGCUUGCUGGAGAGUUCAAGGAGCUUGGACUGACCAAAAACUACAUGAUGAAGGAGUUUGGGUUGGUGGACCACCAAGGCAUGAUGGGUGUCGGACAUCUAGGAACCAGGAUCAUGGACGGCUCAGCUUGUGAGUUCAGGAACGGAUUGGGAGUUCAGCGAGCUCCUAAUGAACAUAGUACUGAGAGAAGACAGCUUCUGGGGGCUAUUGAUUUCGGACAGAACGUGUCCUUGCCUAACAGGAUGGUCAUUCAUCACCAGCCUCAGCAGCAGCAGACGACUUCCUUUACUAUUGAUGCUAUUCUGGGGAAAAAUAGCCAGCGGGAAAAGUACCAGAGGUGCGCUGUUGGGAACAGAAAACUUUCCAGGCAAGAGUUCUUCAGCAAAUCUUAA
This is a messenger RNA of Cotesia congregata, 801 nucleotides long. Lineage: Eukaryota; Metazoa; Arthropoda; Insecta; Hymenoptera; Braconidae. The record is from the annotation of a GenBank genome assembly.